Molecule: messenger RNA, 1602 nt
Organism: Penicillium salamii
Lineage: Eukaryota; Fungi; Ascomycota; Eurotiomycetes; Eurotiales; Aspergillaceae
Source: the annotation of a GenBank genome assembly
AUGUCGGUUCUUUUCACGAGCAUUUCGGAGACCAACCCGGUCAAGGCGGACGAUGCGCAAGCUCUCCUCGAACCACUUGGUUUGACCAUUGAUCCAGCCGAGGCGCAAGACUUUCACACCCUCCUAGCAGCAGUUCAUGACUGCGCCGAAGGUGUAGCCGCUUUACCAGACUACCAACCGAUUCCCGAUCAAACCAAGUAUCCCCGCGAGAAUGUGCGCCGACCAGGCCCCGACGAGCAAGUGUUCGGACAAGCCUGGGCACACCGAUUUCUGAUCCGAGGCAAUGCACAGGGCGGGCCCCUAGCUGGUAAAUCCGUCAGUCUCAAGGAUGUGAUUGCGGUCGCAGGUGUUCCUCAGCUCCUGGGAAGCGAUAUAAUCCCCUCUUGGACUCCGACGACGGAUGCAACCGUUGUCACCCGGCUGUUGGAAGCCGGUGCGGAUCUCGUUGGGACCUCAACGUGCGAAAACCUCUGCCACUCUACUUCCUCGUACACCAGUGCUCAAGGAACAGUGGAAAACCCCCACGCGGUUGGAUACUCGGCUGGCGGAAGUACCUCUGGAGGGGCUGCGCUAGUUGCGGCUGGUCUGGUGGAUAUCACAAUUGGAGGCGAUCAGGGUGGAAGUAUUCGGGUCCCAGCUUCGCUCUGUGGAUGUGUUGGGCUCAAACCUACACAUGGGCGUGUUCCGUUCACUGGAAUCGCCAGUGGCGAUGCAUUGAAUGACCAUGCAGGUCCACUAACUCGAACCACAUUGGAAACUGCCAGAUGUCUGGAUAUAAUCAGCGGAUAUGAUGGAAUCGACGAUAGGGCAGUUGGUAGUUCGAAGCCAGGCUCAACUAAUUUUGAGCUCGCCACUCAGAACACACCCGACAACCUAGAGGGCUUCAAAAUCGGUAUCUUGAAAGAAGGGUUCGAGCACAGCAUGGUGAGCCCAGCUGUCAGGGAGACUGUCUUGAAUGCGGUCCAGAGGUAUAAAGAUCUGGGCGCCACUGUCGAAGAAGUGUCUCUUCCUGACCAUCUGCAAGGACCCGCAAUCUGGACCACUCAGCAGCGGAUUGCUGGAGCGCAGACAUUACUCGGUCAGAACACCGGACGGAGAGGUCUCUGUAUGACUGAUAUGGAAAGGGCACGUCUCCCAUGGACCGACGAUGGCUUCCAGCGUGCAUUCCCGUCCACCAAGAACGUCAUCGUCAACGGCCUCUAUCUCAUGCAAAAGUUCCCUGAUCUGUACGGGAAGACUGUCAACUUUGGGCGACACUUAUCCGACCAAUAUCAAGAGCUGUUUGCGAAAUAUGAUGUUGUGGUCAUGCCUACAACGCCGGUCGUUGCGCCUCGACAUGGCAAGCGGGAGCUGCCGCUGGACUCGCUCAAGCCUAGCAUGGGCUUGACCAUAAACACUGCCAUCUUCAAUGUGACGGGGCAUCCAGCACUGUCCAUACCUGUUGGAUUUGCACCGGCCAAUGAUGAUGAUCAAGUCAUGUUGCCAGUUGGGAUGCAGAUUGUCGGUGGGUUGUGGCAGGAAGAAAAGAUUCUUCGGGCUGGUCAUGCCUGGGAGAGUCAUCAUGAUUGGAAGAAGGUUCAUUAUUCCACGGGCAAGAACUAG